AUGGAAGCUUAUUUUUCAAAAAGAGAAAAUUUACCAAUACCAUUUCCAGCUUUACAAAGUGAAUUGGGUCAAAUGAUUGAAAACUCAAGUAAUAAAGGAUAUGUUAGUAGUAGAGGUGGAAAUAAUGAAGAUAAAAGAAAAAAACAUGAGCAAAAAAAGAAAGAGGCUGCUUCAGCACCAGAAAUGAAAGCAACACGUGAUAGGUUUAUGGAAACAAUGAACGAACCAAAUAGUUUUAGAAAUUUUCAAUCGUUUAUGCAAAAUACACUCAGUACAGAAUAUUUAAACUUUUUUAUGGAAAUUGACAGAUAUAAAAACAUUGAUGAUGGAACAAAGCUAAAGUUCACCUUUGAUGAAAUAUGGAGAAGAUUUUUCGACCCAGAUUCAAAUACUCCUUUAUAUAUAGAGUCAUCUUUACGACGUGUUGUAGAAUCACAAAGAUCAAAUCCAACCCACGAUUCAUUUAACGAAGUGUAUGAUGUUUUAUUACAUGAUAUAGUUUGUGACUCUUUUAAAAAUUAUUUAACUUCACCUUUCAAUCCAGAUUGGAGAUUAGAAAUGAAUAAAAAAAUGAAAACUGUAAAUACUAAUAAUAAUAAUAAUAAUAAUAAUAGCAAUAAUAUUGCAAGUACAAGUAAUAUAGCAAGUACAGGUAAUAAUAAUAAUACCAACACCAACACCAAUAAUAAUAAUAAAGAUAGUAAAGAACAUAAUCAUAACAACCAUCAUCACCAAAAUAGAGAAAGAUUUGAUAAUUAUAAUAAAGAGAGAAGGGAAAGAGAAAGAGAAAAAGAAAAAGAAAAAGAAAGGGAAAGAGAAAAAGAGAAAUUAUAUGAUUUAGAAAAUAAUCUUAGUAAUCACAGUAAUAGUAGUAGUGGAAGUGGAAGGGAUAAUAUUGAUAAUGUAAAGAGCCCAACCACUUUUAACAAUAUUUUACAAUCACCACAAACAGUUUCAAAAGUACAUGAAAUUUAUUACAAAGAUUCAACAAAUUCUUUAGCCAUCUCAAUUACACUCGAUAAUGAAGAGGAGCCAUCAAUAUUUCAUCUAGACUCUAGUGAUAUGGAAAGUUUGAUUGAAGAGGUUGUUAAAGAUAAUAUUACAGUUCAUACUGAAAUCAACUAUAAUGAAGUUUCGCUACAUAAAUGGAUUGCUUCAGGUGCAUCUGGUAAAGUUUACAAUGGUCAAUAUAAAGGUAAAGAUGUAGCAAUUAAAGUUUUAGGACCUGAGGUUUGUGUUCAUUUCGAUUUAAACGAGUUUAAACGAGAGGUUGCGUUAAUGUCAAUUUUUAAACAUGACAAUUUGGUUAGAUGUUUAGGAGCUGGUUCUUAUGGUGACAAUUAUUUCCACAUCACAGAUUAUUGCCAUAAUGGAACUUUAUCAAAUCAUUUAAAAGAUCCAAAGAAUCACAUCAGCAACAGUUUAAAAUUACAUUUUGCUUUGGGUAUUGCAAAAGGAAUGAGAUACCUACAUUCAAUGUCGAUCAUUCAUAGAGAUUUAAAGACAAUGAAUAUUCUCUUAACCAAAAGAUUAAAGAUUAAAAUUGUAGAUUUUGGAACUUCAAGAGUUGCAAAUAAAAAUAUGACAUCACAUGUUGGUACUCAAGCUUGGAUGGCACCAGAAAUAUUUACAUCUAAAAGUUAUACCCAAAAGGUGGAUGUAUACUCUUAUGCAAUAGUUUUAUUAGAAAUAUUUACAAGAAAAUCAGCAUAUGAUGAUAAUUCAAAUAUUCCAUUUUUAGUUUGCAAAGGUGAAAGACCCGAAAUUCCUAAAGAUAUACCAACUCCAAUUUCAAAUUUAAUUAAAAAAUGUUGGAGCCAAAAACCAUCUCAUAGACCUUCUUUCAUUAAAAUUGCAGCAUAUUUAGAAAGCAUUAUAUAUCCAUCAAUUUCUAAUAGUUUAGGCUUAGUAGCUUCAACAUCAUUCUCUUCUUCAGCAUUGUGGUCUGGUAAAAUUUUAGCAACCCCAUCAUCAAAAUAA
Molecule: messenger RNA, 1980 nt
Organism: Dictyostelium purpureum
Lineage: Eukaryota; Evosea; Eumycetozoa; Dictyosteliales; Dictyosteliaceae
Exons: 3
Coding region: 1-1980 (659 amino acids)
Biological process (GO): protein phosphorylation
Molecular function (GO): ATP binding; protein kinase activity
Source: RefSeq, a predicted model, not a curated record